This is a messenger RNA of Halichondria panicea, 1527 nucleotides long. RefSeq names its product SEC14-like protein 2. The transcript has 12 exons. Gene Ontology annotation, cellular component: cytoplasm. Lineage: Eukaryota; Metazoa; Porifera; Demospongiae; Suberitida; Halichondriidae. The coding region runs from base 155 to 1441 and encodes 428 amino acids. The record is from RefSeq and is a predicted model, not a curated record.
UGUUUGGGCGUGCCGGGGUGAUAGUAAAUUUGACCACAUCAAACGAAUUAAUUUUGUGUGGUUAAUUGAUUGGAAAUUCCGGAUAAACAGACCCAGUACCUUGACAACUCCAGAGAAACUGUCCCGAAAGCCAGCAGACUAAAUUAGCUAGAGUAUGAGUGGCCACGUUGGGAGCUUAACUCCCCAGCAAGAAGAAGCUCUUUCAAAGUUCAAAUCAGCAGUGUCAGACAUUCCCAACAAACCAGAGGACAAUGACUACUUCUAUUUGAGAUGGCUCAGAGCCAGAAAGUUCAAGGUCGACAAAGCAGAGCAAAUGUUGAGGAAUCACAUGACAUUUCGAGCUGAGCAAGGGGUAGACACGAUUCUGCAAGACUGGACCCCUCCCGAGGUGCUGCAGAAGUGUUUCCCUGGAGGGUUCUUUGGAGAGGACAGAGAUGGCCACCCAGUCUGGUAUGACAACUAUGGAAACAUGGACUUUAGAGGAAUUCAAAGAUCCUGUAGGAAAGAAGAUGUAUUUAAACUAAAAGUGUACCACUUGGAAACCACUGCAAAAGUUUGCGAAGAAUACUCCAAAACAAAAGGAAGACAUAUUGACACAAUAACUUCAGUAAUUGAUCUCGAACAUCUCAGCUUUCAGAAACACUAUUAUUGGCCGGGGAUCAACUUGUUCAGAGAGGCUUUGGCGAUGUUUGAAGCCAACUAUCCCGAGAGAAGCAAAAGGAUAAUUGUCGUGAGAGCUCCCAAAGCUUUUCCAGUUGCUUUCAAUCUCAUCAAACCUUUCCUCAAGUCUGAGACAAGAGACAAAAUUGAUGUGCUUGGCAGCAACUGGCAGGAAGAGCUCCAGAAGUACAUCAGUCCUGACCAGCUCCCUCAAGCGUAUGGUGGGACCAGAUGUGAGCCUGAUCCAUGGUGCUCUGAUCAUCUUAACCCUGGCUGUGACGUACCUCCUGAGUACUAUUUGACCAAUCAGACAGAGACUGAGAAAGAGGAGAUGGACAGGGUGGUGGUGGGGAGAGGAGGAUGCUGUGAGCUAGAGUAUCAGGUCGAGUUGGAGGGUUCACUCAUUCGCUGGGAGUUUAUCAGUACUUGCUACAACAUCAGCUAUAGCAUCCUCUAUAAGGACUCAGAAGCAAAACAAAGCAAGGAGGAAGUGCUGCCAACACAACAGACAGACAGCCAUCUGGCCCCAGAGCAGGGAACACAUGCAUGUGAUUCCACAGGAACUUAUAUACUCAAGUUUGAUAAUUCCCGGAGUUGGACUCGCUCUAAGGAAGUAUUCUACUCUGUCAAAGUGUUGCCCCCGGAUACCGACCCCCAGUCACAGGCGACCAAUCAGAUGGAGGAGAUCAGUGACACUGAGGAGUUCUUUGAUUGUGACUCAGAUUCAGAGGAGGGUGGUCUCAAAAUGAACAAUGUAGAAAAAAAAUCAACUACAGUGUGAUGUGAAGUGCAUUUUCAACAUUAUUUAUUGGUUUAGUUUUGUAUAUGCUUGUGUAUUUACAGAAUGAGAUUGCACAGCAAAAGUCA